This is a messenger RNA of Cervus elaphus (red deer), 907 nucleotides long. RefSeq names its product keratin-associated protein 10-8-like. The record is from RefSeq and is a predicted model, not a curated record. The transcript has a single exon. NCBI's taxonomy places the organism in Eukaryota, Metazoa, Chordata, Mammalia, Artiodactyla, Cervidae. Gene Ontology annotation, cellular component: keratin filament. Bases 62 to 661 code for a protein of 199 amino acids.
ACACACACAGCUCACACACUCACACACACUCAAUCCGUCGUCCAGCCCAACCGCCUCUACCAUGGCCGCCUCCACCCUGUCUGUCUGCUCCAGCGACCUGAGCUACAACUGUCCAGAGAGCUACUGCGAGCCCCCCUGCUGUGCCCCCAGCUGCUGUGCCCCGGCCCCCCGCCUGACCCUCCUCUGUGCCCCAGUGAGCUGCGAGUCCAGCCCCUGCUGCCAGCCCUCCUGCUGCACCUCCUCCCCCUGCCAGCAAGACUGCUGUGAGCCCGUCUGCUGCAGGCCCGUCUGCUGCAGGCCCGUCUGCUGUGAGCCCGUCUGCUGCAGCCCAGUCUGCUGUAGGCCCGUCUGCUGCAGGCCGGUCUGCUGCACGCCUGUCUGUUGCACGCCUGUCUGCUGCAGGCCCGUGUGCUGUGAGUCCUCCCCUUGCUCAGCCUCCUUGUGCUGCCAGCCCAACCCCUGCUCCUCGGUCAGUUGCAGACCCUCCUCCUCCGUGUCCCUGCUCUGCCGUCCUGUGUGCCGCCCCGCCUGCUGCGUGCCCGCCUCCUCCUGCCAGCCCAGCUGCUGCCGCCCGGCCUCCUGCGUGUCCCUGCUCUGCCGGCCCGCGUGCUCCCGCCCUGCUUGCUGCAUCCCAACUGUGGCCCCGGAGCCCUGUUGCUGACCUGGCACAUUGCCAACUCCUUCCAGGGCGAACGCUCACUUUCACCUGAAACUUCUGUAGCCUUGAGCCCAGUCUGGGGUCUCCUUCUGCCCCAGGAUUUCCUGUUAGCAGGCUGGGCUGGCUCCUGGUUCCUUCCAGGCCCUGAGAUUCAGCCAGCAUCCUGCUGUCCAUCCUUGUUGGUCAUGGAUUUUGUCCUGACCUAGGUGAGGGGUCUGCCUGUUAACAAAUAAAGUCACUGUCAUGCCA